Cheilinus undulatus (humphead wrasse) is the source of this 2921-nucleotide messenger RNA. RefSeq lists its product as uncharacterized. The record is from RefSeq and is a predicted model, not a curated record. Gene Ontology annotation, molecular function: actin filament binding. Gene Ontology annotation, biological process: regulation of cell shape; actin filament organization. Bases 457 to 1386 code for a protein of 309 amino acids. NCBI's taxonomy places the organism in Eukaryota, Metazoa, Chordata, Actinopteri, Labriformes, Labridae. The transcript has 2 exons.
UUAUCCACUUAUAACCCAAGACAUAAUAUGGCUAAGCUUCGGCACAUGUGCAGGAGGUGCAGAGAGACCUAUAGGGGAAUGUUAAUCCAGACUAUAAACCUUACAGAAUGAAGGUGGUCACCCUGCAGAGAUUAUUUAAGAGCACAAUCACUACAUAUACAGAUGCCAGAGAGACAAAGAGUCUCUGUUAGGACUACAACAAACCCCCUGUUCUUCUGUCUUUUGACGCGUACACAGACUUACAUGGCACUAGCGCUAGAGAGCACACUAGAGAGCUUUGAUUUACAGAGCAGACUGGAGGCAGGAUGGAUCCUUUCUUCAAUCGAUGACAAUACUAGACAAGAGAAAGGAAGGUUUAGGGAACACUGGGGCAGAAGACGUGGACAUGCAAAGUCUGAGUUUUUUUUGAGAGCUGAUUAUUGGAUGUGACAGCUUUUAACAUUAAAGAAAGAAAAGAUGGAGAUUGAUGCACCUCCUAAGCCUCCAAGGCUCCCUGCAGGGGAAGUUGCACUUGCAUCCCAGGUACAGGGGAUGAUAGGUGGGACCACUCCUGAAGCAACAAAGAAACUAGAGGAGCCUGAAGACAUGUGGCCGAUGGAAGAAGGAGAUGACUCCGUGUUCUACAGUGAUGAAGAACAACCACAAGAGGACAUUGCAAUGAAAGUACCAUGUGAAAUUGCAGCUGGGUCAAGGAAAAUGGUCACCAGUGCUGCAGAAGAAGAAACUAUCCCACAGAGGGAGAGGGAUCCAGCAGAUCCAGCAGAAGAAUCCACUGAGACGCAGAGGGAAGGGACUCCACAGGUCGACCUGACUGGACAUGGAGAGAAAGAUCUCCAGAAAGCAGAACCUACUGAUGAGCCAGACCCUGCAAACGUGGAGGCAAACUUUCAUCCAAAUCCAGAGAAGAUUGCAAGCUCGUGUGAAGAUUCUCAGCUGCUCACCUGUGCAAUUUCAGAUGUAGAGACACAUCUUAAGGUCAAGAAAUCAGCAGAGGAAGAUGAUCUCCCCGUUGAGAAAGAAGAAGCUGUUUUAAACACACACAAACAAAACCUUGCACCUUUUGAUGCCACAUAUGAGGAGAAUAAUGGGAAGACAGAAAUACCAGAGGAGACGUCUAAAGCCAAAGCUCCAUCAUCAGGCAAAAAGAAGCAGAUCCAAGUGGACCAGAACCCAGAAAAGAACCAGAACUGUAGCGCUCCUCUUGGGUUUCACCAAAAACCCAACCCAAACUACGCCUCCCUGCCUAACCCCAAGAAAUCAAGUCAGCAGAAAUCCUUCGACCAUCUCACCUCCUCCAAAUACAGCACCGUUUCCUACCGCAGGAUCCGCAAGGGCAACACGCGCAAGAAGAUCGAGGAGUUUGAGUACAUGAUGAUGAAUUUGUGAGGUUUUUCAGGACGACUGUAAAGGAUUCUGAUGGUGCAUGUAUGUAUGCUGUGCGAUCAGAAAUCUAAAGGGUUUAUUAAUUUUCAUUUGAUGCUUUGGUGAUGACAUCUUAUGUAAGAACAGGUAUUUGAGCAGCAGAUUAAAUACAUAAGAAGCUCAGGGCUUUAUAAUCCCACUGCCUAUAAUAACUAAGCUACCGUUAGGUAUUAGAGCUUCAGUAUGCUCACCUCUGGAGUGAGGCGCCAGGCAGAGAUGAUUAACUACUUAUAUGUCUUAAUAUUCUCUGAAUAAGAUUGAAAUAAAGAGAUCUCCACCUCUGGAUCUUUAUCUUCAUCAUUUUAUUUAUCUUUCUUUACAAAAUCUCAUCUAUCAAUGUGUUGUUGAGACGUUUGAUAACAGAUUGGAAUCACAGCACAGAAUGUUUGAGCCAACGCUGCCCUCUAGUGACCAGAAAGAGUUCAUACAACAAUCUUCACAGCAAAACCCCCCUAAACCUUAAUAACACAGUUUUAAACCAAAGAAGCAGCUGUUCACCAAAGUUCAUCCUCAACAGAAAUAGAGGAAGUAAAGAAAUAAAGGUGUUCAUCACUUUUACAAAUUAACCUGUUUUACAUAACAUGUACUCUUGAUUUAGUCCCAGCACACAAAAAAUAAAGGAAAGGUCAUUUUUACAACAUAAAUUUCGAGGCACUUUGGUAACAAUCAUCUGUUCUGCUGAAGGAACUUUUUCCCUUUUAAUGUUUAAACAUGCACAUGGGCCCUUAAUACCUUUUAAUUUUAUAAUUAUAAGGGUAAUUACCCAGUAAUUUCUCAAAAAUAAGGAGGUAGAUAUCUUGUAAUAAGUUAGCAUUUUGCUAAAUAAUAGCUUGGAAAUAUGGUGGCAAAUGGACGUAUUUAGUAGUGCAUUAAUCAAGGAAUUCCUUAAAAUUCUGUGUCAAUUCUCUGCUAAUCAGGUGGUAUUUUUGCCCCAGCCCUAAUACUACUUUAGCCCUAAAAAUAGCCCUUUAAUUACGUUAGCCAACAUAAAUAAAUUACCUGGGAAUUAUCAAGCAACUUGUACAGAAAAUUAUCAUCUUAUUUAUGACAAAUACUUAGUAAAAUACCCCCUAAUCAUUAGCAAAUUGACACAAUGUUAUGAAGGCAAGCAUAAGAGGUAAAUUGAGGGUUAGUGUAAGGGUAGGGGGUUAGGGUAAAAUACUACCCCACUGCAAAAGAAUUGCCACAUUACCACGAGGGUUAGGGCUGCGUUAAAGGUCACAUAUUUUUGUUAGAAAGGCCUGAAAAAGUGAUUUUUGCACAAUACGUGACCUUUAAUUUGACAGCUAUUUUUAAUUUUAGUCUCAGUUAUUAGAUUAAAUGCCUUUCAGUUUAAUUCACAUUGUAGUCAUCUCCACCCUUUAAAGUUUUACUCUUGAUUUAGUUGAUGAAAACUAAAAAAACAUUUUAGUCUUUAAUUGUAGUCCCAGCAUUUAUUCUCUUGCCUAAAUCUAGUACCAAAUCAUGGUAGUGUGUUCUCUACACUCUGCAUAACCUGG